UCGACAGGGCGCGCCAUUAAUCGGUGCUCCACGGGGAGAGAAAAUGUUAAUCACAAAUCACAUGUUGGAGACCAGCGCGGGGCAGGAAGAGGCACCAUUUACGCACUGCACAACUUCGUAGAAGAGAGUGCGCACAGGCUGAGGGGAUUAGAGUACUUUUGACUGUGGCGCUGCGUGAGGUGCAUGAAGCUGACAUGGCCAUCACAGGCUAACGGGGAUCUGUCGUGCCAGGGUGCGUCCUGGACUCUCCGUCUGCACAGUCUGCGCUGACACAGACGCACUUGGUUCAAGGCAUGUGUGAGGACCUUCUGAGUGUACGAGACCAGAACCUGAAUGGGGAAAACCCACGUGGAAUUUGAGAUCUGAUGGAAGUCCGCAUCUUUCCCGCAGCUCUGCCUUGGACCACAACUUGCGAUUAAACUUUGCAGUAAUGUGAAGGAGACGAAGGAGAUGUUUGUUUCCAGCAUGAGGUUACACGAACUCAAAUGAGGGUGUGGUAUUAUUUCAUACACUGUUGGAGAUGAAGGCAGACCGACGAACUAUGACCUUAUUCGUGUGGAUAUUAGUCUUAAACUUUUUCUUGUGCUGGACUUCGGUUGAAGCUCAGAUGGGGUUUGAUGGUCCUCUCUCUGCACAGGAGCAGAUGUACAUCCUGUAUGAAAUCAAACUGCAGUGCUACCAGAACCUCUCCAACAUUGACCCAGGGUCCGCAGAUGAAACGUGCCCUCCAGACUGGGAUGGUCUUAUUUGCUGGCCCCAUGGGUCCCCUGGGCUGGUUACUAAGGUCCCCUGCCCGUCUUACAUCUAUGACUUCAAUCACAAAGGACAUGCUUACAGAAAGUGUGACGUCAAUGGUUCCUGGGUGUUUGUGGACCGCUGGAACAAAACGUGGACCAACUACUCGGAGUGUCUGCGCUUCCUUCAGCCCAGUGAUGAGGAAAGGAGACAAGAAUUCUUUGAUCGGCUGUAUGUCAUGUAUACCAUCGGCUACGCUGUGUCCUUCAGCUCUCUGCUCGUGGCCAUUGUCAUCAUUGGAUACUUCAGACGUCUCCACUGCACCAGAAACUACAUCCACAUGCACCUGUUUGUUUCCUUCAUGUUACGGGCUGUCAGCAUCUUUGUGAAGGACAAAGUCGUCCAUUCUGAUGCUGGAUUGCAGGACUUUGAUUCUGCCCUGUUGGACAAUUUAAAAACGGUUAGCAUGGCACCACUGGACAAGUCUCAGUAUAUCGGCUGCAAGGUAACAGUGCUGCUCUUCAUCUAUUUUCUGGCCACCAACUACUACUGGAUCCUGGUAGAAGGCCUCUACCUCCACAGUCUCAUCUUCAUGGCCUUCCGAUCAGACUCCAAAUACCUCUGGGGCUUCACACUCAUCGGGUGGGGUGUUCCAGCUGUUUUUGUGGCAGUGUGGGCGAUUGUGAGGGCAACACUUGCAGACGCCAGGUGUUGGGAGUUAAGUGCUGGUAACAUUAAGUGGAUCUACCAGGUUCCCAUCCUGACAGCCAUUGGGCUCAACUUCAUCUUGUUUGUGAACAUCGUUCGAGUGUUGGCUACCAAAAUUCGCGAGACAAACGCGGGGAGAUACGACACCAGGAAACAGUACAGGAAACUUGCCAAGUCCACCCUCGUGUUAGUGCUGGUGUUUGGCAUCCACUACAUCAUCUUUGUUGGGAUGCCUCAUACGUUUGAGGGACCGAGCUGGGAGGUCCGCAUGUACUGUGAGCUGUUCUUUAACUCCUUUCAGGGUUUCUUUGUGUCCAUCAUCUAUUGUUACUGCAACGGAGAGGUCCAGACUGAGAUCAAGAAAACAUGGACACGCUGGAACCUGGCCUUUGAGUGGGAGGGCCCGGUGGUCUGCGGCCGCUACCAUUACGGCUCCGUCGUUGUCGGCCUCAACAACAACAACAGCACCAGCAGCCAGUCCCACCUGGCAGGAGGCGGCCCCUCCACUCGAUCCACCACGCUUGUUUCAAGCCGUGUUUAUCGGAGCACAGGUCCUUCUGUGAUCAGCACGCACGCCACCCUCCCAGGAUACGUGAUCAGUAACUCAGAUCCAUCCAUACCUGAAGAACCUGAGGACAGCGGCCCCAAACGGGUGGACGAUAUCUCACUCAAGGAGAACCUUCCAGUUCUCAGUCCAAGUGCAACAAAUGAGGAUGAGGAGGAAACACUGUAGCAGUCGUCAGCAGUGGAAGCUUGUAGAUGGGGUUGUGUUCACUCAGUCCAGUCUCAUGCAACUCUACAAAGUCUACAGAGGGGAUCAAAAAGUCUGGCUGUAUGUACAAGCGUUUGAAAAGUGUCUAGAAUCGCCUCAUAAAAAAAAUUAAAAUACAAAGAGGCUGUUUAGACAAAGUUGAGUGCCAGAGUGUCUCACCGGGAGUUGCCAAAAUCCAAAAUGUUCAAAUUGUACCUACAGGAUGUACCAGCUGAUUGAAACAAGUGACGAAGCUGAACCGUCAACUCUGAAAGCAAGCUCCGCAGCUACGCUUUUCACUUAUGUGAAACUUACUAACAAUUAUUAUGUCUGAUGGCGAUUGUUUGCAUAUGAAAAUAUUUGUAGGAGACAGGUUGAGGUGCUAAAAAAUUAAAUGCAAAAAAAACCCCAAACAAAACAAAACAAACAAACAAAAAAAAAAACACUGGCUGCAACCAGUUUCACUUACACAAAGGAACGAAGCACAGAUGUGAAACUUCUGAAGAUUAUGAAAAGGACCAAAAUGAUUGAUUAAACAUAUUUUUUUUUAAGGGAGGGCAAUGCCAUAGUGUCCUUUACUGUCUGUAAUUGAAAAUGUGUUGUUGCAUAGACUGUGGUCGUCUGAUUUCAGUUUAUUUGAGUAUUUUCAGUAAAGUGUACUUUAUUUGCUGUCACCCAGAUUGUAUAUAACAAGAGUACCACAAACGACCUUUAUCAAAAGGCAGGAUGGGAAAACACGCACAGAAGUAUUUAAGAAAUACACAUAGAAAUAAAUAUAAAUCGGUGCAAUAUAAAAGGUGUUACUUUUAAAAAGUACCAGCAGCUGCAGAAAAACACUCAUCUGCUGGAAUGAGGAGACUUGAUGAACAUCAGUGAAUAAAACACACAUUAGAUUCCUAAAUGUCAAUUUCUCCACAUGUCCCAAAGCUACAUAGAAAAUCUAAUUUGCAGCCAUUCACAGAAGCGUUUAACCCUUCAGGCAAGGUGACUUCAAUUCCAGCAGGUGACAGUUAUCUGUCAUGCAAGAGGAGGAAAGUGGUCAUGAGUUAUUUUCAUGGACAAAGUCAUUGUCAUAACGAACUAAUGUGCUUGCUCGUACAAUCAACCCGCCUGGAGAAGAUGUUAAAAUCACGCUGAACUGCUGACAUUUGCGGACUGCCUCGCUGCUGCUUGUAAGGAAAGCUGGAAUAACAAUUUAGUAGUACGUACAGUUUUUAAUGGGACAUCAAAUGUAGAAGCAACAUGAAAAAAACCACCAAGAUUUUCUUAUUUUGGACAGUCACCUGUGGUGCUGACUGCGAAGGGCUACAUUUGGUGGCUGCUUUAAGGCUUCGUGUCUGCAUUGUGCAUGUUUAUCAGUACGCUAGAUGCAGUGCUUGUUAUAAACAGUCCCUUAUUGUACAUGUGCCUCUCCUUUAAAACUUG
Molecule: messenger RNA, 3619 nt
Organism: Scatophagus argus
Lineage: Eukaryota; Metazoa; Chordata; Actinopteri; Scatophagidae
Gene: pth2ra
Product: parathyroid hormone 2 receptor a
Exons: 13
Coding region: 521-2176 (551 amino acids)
Biological process (GO): adenylate cyclase-modulating G protein-coupled receptor signaling pathway; cell surface receptor signaling pathway
Cellular component (GO): plasma membrane
Molecular function (GO): peptide hormone binding; parathyroid hormone receptor activity; G protein-coupled peptide receptor activity
Source: RefSeq, a predicted model, not a curated record